GAAGAAGAAAAAUGUACGCUUCCGGACUACUUCCGUGUUGUCAUGUUUGAAGUGUUAUUGAAAGAUAAAUAGCUUGAUAUCAGAUGAUAUAUGAUUAGACGGUUUUAUUAUCAGAAAUGUUUUCACGAUGAAACCAGAGAGAAACGGACAGUUUGGAUGACGUCACCCAGAGUCGUAGCAGUUAGCCGUUAGCAUAGUUAGCUCCGGUUGAACCUGCUUGUGAAACAUGGAGAGGUUAAUACCUGUGCUGACAGACAAACACGUCCUCUUCUCGGCUUCCUUCACCAUCAGACUGGCUUUGGUUUGUUAUGGAGACUACCAGGACCGGACCAUGGAGGUUCAAUACACUGAUGUUGAUUACCACGUGUUCACUGGUGCUGCGAGAUUCAUCACGGAGGGUGAGUCUCCGUACAACAGAUCGACUUACAGAUACACUCCUCUCCUCGCCUGGCUGCUCACUCCUAACAUCUAUGUGAGCGAGGUGUUUGGAAAGCUCCUCUUCAUCGUGUGUGACGUGCUGUCCGGUGUGCUCAUCUACACAAUCCUCCGUCUGAGAGCUCUGAGCUCCGAGACAGCGCGUCGUGUUUGUGCUCUCUGGCUCCUCAACCCUCUGCCGAUGGGAGUGUCGAGCCGAGGAAACGCAGAGUCCAUCCUGGCUGCUCUGGUGCUGGGGACUUUACUCUGCAUGGAAGCCCGGCAUCUAACAUGGGGAGCUGUACUUUAUGGUCUGUCCGUCCAUAUGAAGAUCUACCCCAUCACAUACGCUCUGCCUAUUGUUCUGACGCUCUGCAAACCAACAGACACGUCAGAGGAGCAUGCAAAGGGGUUCACGUGGAAGCUGAGGAGGCUCGUCAAGUUUCUAGGAAGCUUCCUGAACAGAGAGCUGUUCCUCUUUGCGAGUGUUUCUGGAGGAGUUUUCUGUUUGCUGACGGGACUCUUCUUUUACAUGUAUGGUUGGGAGUUCCUUCAUGAGACAUACCUGUACCAUCUGACCAGGAGAGACAUCAGACACAACUUCUCUCCAUAUUUCUACAUGCUCUACCUCACUGCAGACAGCAGUUGGAGUCCUUUACUCGGCCUGGCAGCGUUUCUUCCUCAGCUCAUCCUGCUGUUGGUUGCAUCGUGGGCCUUUCACUCCGACCUGUCCUUCUGCUGCUUCCUGCACACCGCCAUCUUUGUCUCCUUCAACAAAGUCUGCACUUCUCAGUACUUCCUGUGGUACCUGUGUCUGCUCCCUCUGGUCAUCCCUCACCUGAGCCUGUCACUCAAACAGGGGGCGGGACUGCUGCUCCUCUGGUUUGCUGGACAGGGUAUCUGGUUGGGUCCGGCCUACUUCCUGGAGUUUGAAGGUUUUAACACGUUCCUGUGGAUCUGGAUCGCCGGACUGAUCUUCCUGAUCAUCAACUCGUUCAUCCUGAUCCAGAUCGUAGUCCAUUACAAACCAACGCAGACGCACAGAGCCAAGGUCGAAUGACUAAAGGUAACGAUGGACUGAAGAUGUACGACAAUAAAGUUUGUAUUUUGUUAAA
This is a messenger RNA of Labrus mixtus (cuckoo wrasse), 1529 nucleotides long. It is a transcript of the gene pigm, whose product is annotated as phosphatidylinositol glycan anchor biosynthesis, class M. Gene Ontology annotation, biological process: GPI anchor biosynthetic process. Lineage: Eukaryota; Metazoa; Chordata; Actinopteri; Labriformes; Labridae. Gene Ontology annotation, molecular function: alpha-1,4-mannosyltransferase activity; GPI mannosyltransferase activity. Bases 227 to 1474 code for a protein of 415 amino acids. The record is from RefSeq and is a predicted model, not a curated record. Gene Ontology annotation, cellular component: glycosylphosphatidylinositol-mannosyltransferase I complex; membrane. The transcript has 8 exons.